AAACAACGAUAAGUCUUGGGAGGAAACCAACUAGAAAAAGAAAACAAAGACGCGUUCGUCAGUAGAAGUGUUUGAUUUGAUGUGAAUCCCAGAAUUGGAUGUGCGACCGUACGAGGAGAAGGAGGAGUGAGGGAAUAAAUAGCACUCUGAUAAGCAGCAGCACAAGGGCCAGACAAUCACUCAUAGAGGAGGAGCAGACGAGGGCGGGCCCACACUUGACGGCACAAGUAGUUGCAACCUGGCGCUUUGGCAACUUGGGCUGACGCCAGCCUCGCAAUAUCGACACAUCACUGACAUUAUGGUCCUCCGCCCCACCCCCGUGCGCAGCACCCAACAGGCAAGUUGAAGACGUGACUGAAACGAUAUCUCGAACCGAUUGCGUAUUGUGUAUCCUUAUUACACGCUUUUGUUAUUUGAAAAUUUUAAAACAGUAUAUAAUUAAUUUGAGAUAGCUUGCAACAUCAAUCAAAUCCUCAAAUUAGUUACAAAGAUUUUGACUGUGUUUUUGUGUUUGUGCAAGAGGGUUUUGGGGGCCAAGAUUGUGUCGGAAAGACAUGAUUUGUGUUGGGAAUCGUGGAGGUUUAAUUCAAUUUCUAUAUUUGAGUUUCCAGAGGCUGCUGCUCUCUCAGUUUGGUAAUUUGCUGUUAAGUGGAAGGGCAAACGACUAAUGAAGAGCCUACUGGCUCUGGUUUUGGUUCUGGCAUUUACUAGUGCUGAGUACGAUGGAGAAGGAAAGGACAGAGAAUGCGAAAGGAAGAAGCUUUUCGAUCCCAGACCUCACAGUGUGUCACUCUUGGAGUUUGGCGCAGUUGGAGAUGGGAAAACAUUGAACACAGUCGCCUUCCAAAACGCUAUCUUCUAUGUCAAGUCAUUUGCUGACAAGGGUGGUGCUCAGCUCUAUGUUCCACCCGGCAGGUGGCUCACCGGGAGUUUUAACCUCACCAGCCACCUCACGCUCUUUUUGGAAGCCGGUGCCAUCAUUCUUGGAUCCCAGGAUUAUGCUCACUGGGAAAUUGUGGAACCCCUGCCUUCUUAUGGUCGAGGGAUCGACUUUCCGGGUUGGAGAUAUCGUAGCCUGAUCAACGGAGACAAUCUAACCGAUGUGAUGAUAACAGGUGAUAAUGGAACCAUUGAUGGGCAGGGUUUCGUCUGGUGGGAGCAAUUCAGCUAUCAUGCAUUGAAUUACAGCCGACCACAUCUAGUCGAAUUCACCAGAUGCGAAAAUGUCACUGUAUCGAAUUUAACCCUCUUGAACUCCCCUGCUUGGCACAUUCAUCCGACAUACUGCAGGAAUGUGCAAGUUCUGAACAUAACUCUCCAUGCUUCUCCUGCGUCUCCAUAUACUAACGGUAUAGUCCCAGAUUCUUCCGAACAUGUUUGCAUUGAGAACUGUAACAUUAGUAUGGGGCAUGACGCAAUUGUUCUCAAGAGCGGUUGGGAUGAGUAUGGAAUUGCCUUUGGAAAACCAACCAAAAAUGUGUACAUCCGUGGCGUUAACCUUCAGUCUUCUUUAGGCUCCGGCCUGGCAUUUGGCAGCGAGAUGUCUGGAGGCAUAUCGAAUGUUCGUGUAGAGCAGCUUCGUCUACAUGACUCAUUCAUCGGCAUUGCACUAAAGACAGCUAUGGGAAGAGGAGGUUAUAUGAAAGACAUAGUUAUAUCCAAUGUCAAAAUGGAGAAUAUUCGCUUGGCAAUUGAGGCUACUGGUCAGAUCGGUUUGCAUCCUGAUGAAAAAUAUGAUCCCGAUGAACUACCAGUUGUUAAAGGAAUCACUUUCGAGAAUAUGGUUGGCACUAAUGUUACAUUAGCUGGAAACUUUUCUGGACUCGAAAAUUCACCUUUCACGUCCAUCUGUCUCUCAAAUAUCUCAUUCACCCUCACUUGGAAUUCUUCUACCUCGUGGUUCUGUUCCAAUGUGAUCGGUUUUUCACAGGAAGUUUCUCCCAAACCGUGUUCAAACCUCCGGGACUCGGCUUUUAACUCUUCCUCAGCUUGCUUCUUUCCGUUAUAUAAUUAUGCUUCAGUUUUGUGAGAUCAACGUCGAAAAGACAAAAUCACCGGUUCCUUGCAGUCUGUACAUUAGACACCGUUUAUACAGGAGAAUUUUCCAAUAAAGCUCCAACUUCGAAUCUUCCAUCUCUAUACAAACAGGCAUUCUCUGCCUUGCUACGAGAUCUUCCCAAUCAUUGUGGCAUCCUGAUAGGCUCACGUAGAGCCUCAUUUCUUCGUGUACAAGGAAAUUUUGGUAGUGCAGUACAACUCAGAUAGUCAAUUGCUUCCAUUGUGUUUUUAGUUUUUCUUUGAAUUUCUUUAUCUACAAUGUAAAUUUCGCGUAAUGUGGACUGUUACCAGUUUAAUCACUCAUCAUGGUCUGGCACUGAGUGGGUUAAGUGACUGAUGUGAUUGAAAUUAUGAGUAAUUCGAGUUUAAUGUACUGAUUAAGUCAAGUUUGGUAAUGAAUGGACUUGUGCACGCUGCGGUUUAGUUGGUUC
Pyrus x bretschneideri (Chinese white pear) is the source of this 2489-nucleotide messenger RNA. RefSeq names its product probable polygalacturonase. The record is from RefSeq and is a predicted model, not a curated record. Lineage: Eukaryota; Viridiplantae; Streptophyta; Magnoliopsida; Rosales; Rosaceae. The transcript has 7 exons. Bases 668 to 2029 code for a protein of 453 amino acids. Gene Ontology annotation, molecular function: polygalacturonase activity. Gene Ontology annotation, biological process: carbohydrate metabolic process.